GUUCAGUGUGUCUUAUCUGGUUCACAAUAAUAAAUGGAACGAAUGAAUCUAGAUCGCGUAAAGAACAUCUGUGUGUGCAAAAUGCACGUUCAUUCAGCAUAAAUUGCAGCAAAAAUUGUAAUCUGUUUCAGUUGUUGAUGGAAUGCUGUUGGGGAUUUACACGUGUUUAAACAUGAUGAUAUUUGAAGGAUUACGGAUGCUUUCGAUCAGGCCUACUGAAGUUUAAAAAAGGCCGCUGGUCAGGCGCAUGUCCAUUGUGCAAAAGUGUCAUGAUCCGAGUCCGACGUCUCAGGGUCUGGUUUCUCCUAGUGUUUCUUGUCUUCUUUACUACUGCUCCUUACUUCUGGAUGACCAAUGGAAGGGUAGUCCACAAAGACGUCUUUUACAACGAACCCAUGCGAAUAAAAGAGGGCCAUAUUGCUGGGGCCGUUACGGUCGACCGGUCAUUAAUUGCUGACAUUCAGUAUUUCAAGUGUGAUAAAUUAUUUGCAAAUGAUCUAGUGGAAUUGACGAAAGCGAGUGCAUUUUUACAGCAAAGGAAUUUUACUUUUCCUCGACGUCCGGAUGAAAACUUUAUAGAACUGACAAUGAACUGUGAUAAUUUCAAAGAGUCAAGAGGAUAUUUUGUUGACCCACCAACACAAGAAGAGAAAUCAUUUCCGAUAGCUUUUAACAUAUUGUUCCAUCAAAAUGUAGAACAAUUGGAACGAUUAUUGCGUGCAAUAUACAGGCCUCAAAAUCAGUAUUGUAUUCAUGUCGACGGGAAAACAUCUGAGGAUGUAUUAGAUAUAGUCACACAAAUUGCUUAUUGUUUCCCCAAUGUGUUCAUAGCUACUGAAUUGGAAAUUGUGAUAUACGCCAGUGCAACGAGAUUGUCCGCUGAUAUAAAUUGCAUGAAAGAUCAUGUAAACAAACGAUUUCAGUGGAAUUAUUUACUAAACCUUGCUUCUAGUGAAUAUCCAAUCAUGACCAACCUUCAAAUCGUCCAAAUAUUAAAGCAGUUCAAUGGAUCAAACGAUAUACACGAGGUUUUCUCAACAAUGGACGAGGGCAGAUUCAAAAAGAAGCAUUACACAUUCAUUGACCUAUAUGGCAAAUCGGGGUACAUGAUCCACACGGACAAACAGAAAGAACCUCCACCACAUAAUCUCAGAAUCACCAAGGGAAACGCGUACAAUAUAUUUAGUAGGGCUUUUGUUGAGUGGUUCUUGUCGAACCCAAUUGCAAGGGACCUUCUUGCCUGGUCAAUGGAUACUCUUACCCCGGAUGAGCAUUUCUGGGCUACAUUGAAUAAUCUCUACAGCAAUCCACAUCUGAAAACGCCGGGCGGAUACACUGGACACCCGGAUACCAAACCGUUCUUUGCACGCUACAUUGGAUGGAACUCAUCGACCCAUCGGGAACGAUGCAAGAUGGGCCACUACGUUCACAAUAUAUGUGUAUUCAGCGUCCUUGACCUUCCAAAUAUCAUGAACAGAUAUGAGAUUAUUGCCAAUAAAUUUGAUAUUGAGUAUGAUCCCAUUGCUUACAGGUGUAUGGAGGAAUUCAUAUUGAACAAUGUGUUGAAUGAGAAAAAUAUAAGUAAUGUAAGAGUAUAUAAAAAAUUAGCAUUACAUUCCUGAUAUUAAUUUGUUAUUGUCGCAUUUUAUUUAUUUGCGUCUAGUCCAAGGUAUUAUAUACCAUCUCAGUGCAACUUGCCAGGUCUAAGCAAUUGUGCAGCAUUUUAAAUUGAGCUAAUAAAUGAUCUAAUAAAUACUUUAUUUAUUCAGAAUGUUGUUUAUCCUGCACAUUUUCCACCAUCUGUACCUAUAAUGGAUUCCAUAAGACAAUGGAAAGGGACAAAGCAGUCAGGUUUAGGAUUCUGAUUGAAGCGAAGUCGAUAAGAAUUACUGGUUUCCAAGGAAUGGCAAAUGGUUCCUUAAAGUAAAC
Mya arenaria is the source of this 1929-nucleotide messenger RNA. Its product is annotated as beta-1,3-galactosyl-O-glycosyl-glycoprotein beta-1,6-N-acetylglucosaminyltransferase-like. Gene Ontology annotation, cellular component: membrane. The record is from RefSeq and is a predicted model, not a curated record. Bases 270 to 1622 code for a protein of 450 amino acids. Lineage: Eukaryota; Metazoa; Mollusca; Bivalvia; Myida; Myidae. Gene Ontology annotation, molecular function: acetylglucosaminyltransferase activity. The transcript has 3 exons.